Messenger RNA from Aureobasidium melanogenum CBS 110374, 804 nucleotides. Its product is annotated as F-actin-capping protein-like protein subunit alpha-1. Gene Ontology annotation, cellular component: actin cortical patch; F-actin capping protein complex. Gene Ontology annotation, molecular function: actin filament binding. Bases 1 to 804 code for a protein of 267 amino acids. The record is from RefSeq and is a predicted model, not a curated record. Lineage: Eukaryota; Fungi; Ascomycota; Dothideomycetes; Dothideales; Saccotheciaceae. The transcript has 5 exons. Gene Ontology annotation, biological process: actin cytoskeleton organization; barbed-end actin filament capping.
AUGUCGUCAACACAGAUUGCUUCUUCAUUCGUCGAGGAUGCUCCGCCAGGCGAGCUGUCCAAUGUCAUCACCGACAUCAAGGCCCUGACACCAUCCGAAUCAAGUCUGAUCUCCAACAUCACUCCUGCCCUCACCAAAUACCACGAGACACAAUACAGCACAGUCAAGCUACCGGGCAGCAGCGGCAGCGUCCUUGUCAGCGAGUACAACAGCCUGGGUAACAGUCGCUACUACGACAGCGCAAACAACACCGCCUUCGACUUUGAUCCUGUAGAGCAAAAGGCCACCAAUGCUCAGAGCCACUCUCUCGACAGCCAAAAUGCCGACCUGAUCCAAAAGCUCCACAAGGCCCUCCGUGCACAUGCCGACGAACACUACCCUGCUGCCACUAUCGGUGUCUUCCCAGCUGAGAACGACUCCAAGAUUGCUCUUGUCCUUGUCAGCAACAAGUACAGUCCCAACAACUUCUGGAACGGUCGCUGGCGCGCUCACUACCUCUUCUCACCCUCAAACUCCUCCCUCUCAGGCGCCAUCAACAUCGAUGUUCACUACUACGAAGACGGCAACGUCCGUCUCCAGACCUCCAAGCCCGUUUCUAUUUCCAGCGCCAGCGACGCCGUCCGCGAAAUCGCAAAGGUCGAGAAGAGCUACCAGACAGAAGUCAAUCAGGCUUUCACAAAACUCAACGAGGGUGCCUUCAAGGGUCUGCGAAGACAGCUUCCUGUCACGCGUCAAAAAGUCGAGUGGGAGAAGAUCAGUGGUUACAGGCUUGGCCAAGACAUCGGCGGUGGCCGCUCCAGAUAG